Messenger RNA from Anopheles aquasalis, 2549 nucleotides. Its product is annotated as U3 small nucleolar RNA-associated protein 25 homolog. Gene Ontology annotation, molecular function: U3 snoRNA binding; rRNA binding. The record is from RefSeq and is a predicted model, not a curated record. Gene Ontology annotation, biological process: maturation of SSU-rRNA from tricistronic rRNA transcript (SSU-rRNA, 5.8S rRNA, LSU-rRNA). Gene Ontology annotation, cellular component: nucleolus; small-subunit processome. NCBI's taxonomy places the organism in Eukaryota, Metazoa, Arthropoda, Insecta, Diptera, Culicidae.
UCACGGACUUGCGCUUUUCUCCGUUUGACCGCGACUUUGCGACACGUUUUUCGCGAGAAACCGCAGUGGAAAGUGGAAAAUCCCCGUUUUGUGAAAAAUGAAAAACCGACGAAAUACGAAAUCGAAAGGAGGCCCUUUCCGCACAAAGGGCAUGAAGAAAAAGCUGAAAAAGCAGCAGGCUAAUCGACCGGCUCCGACGCGGCAGACCAAGCAGCAAAAGCACAUCAACCGCGCGCAGGAAACGAUCGAGGCGCAAAAGCGACAAAUUCAAACCGAGCUCAAGUACCGGAAACAGGCGAACGCGCCCCUGGAGUACGAGUUUAGCGAUUCGGAUGUGGAACCGGAGGCGAAAGAGGAAGGGGCAUUCGAGAAUCUUAUGGAAAUGCUCUCCAGCAAAGGGGCAGGUGUGAGCGGGUACAGCGAGGACGAGGAGGACGAGGAGAACGAGGAGAACGAGGAGGACGAGGAGAACGAGGAGGACUCGGAAGAUGAGGAGAACGAGAGCGACGCGGAAAUGCUUUCGGAACAGGAAGCUGGUUCGGAUCUGGAAGAAGACAGCGAAGUAGGCGAUGAGGAAGAGGCAGAAGCAGAGGAAGGCGACGUCGAUGAGGACGACGGAGAUGAUGGAGAAGAAGAUGCCCCUACGGAUGAUGGCGAUAGUGCGAUCUCGUCGGAUGAGGAAGACGUAGGGACCGGCGGUACGGUAACCGACCCCUACAUGUUGCACACAGCCUUCAACAUAAGCCCCGCGAUGCUGGAAGCACUGGCGGCCGAGCCGGUGUCACUCGAGGGCAAAGCCAUGCCCUUCGGUAGCCUUGGAAACAUCUACGUCGAGCUACCGAAGCAGACUACUAUGAUGAGAAUGGAGUCGAAGGGAAUCGUGCAACGGGAACGAUACGCCACACCGGGCAGCCUACCGGUGGUCCCGGACGCAUCCAGCGAGAUUAAUUGGCCCGGUCUGCAUGUGAAGGACAAAAUCGUUCGCAACAUAACCGAAACACCGAAUGCAAUGCAGCGAGAAAUGUUCGCUAUCCUGAACAACUACCAGGAUCUGCUUUACACUGGUCGCACCCUAGAGAACGGUGAUCAGCUCCGCUACGCCUACUGCCUGCAUGCCCUCAAUCACCUCGUGAAGGCAGUGACGAAGACUCAGCACCACAACCUGAAGCUGGCCGCAGCGCAACCGGCUUCGUCCAAAAAAUCCAGACGGAAUCGUCGCAAAAAGGAGAAAGAAGUCAUCGAGCCGGAGAUUGCAGUGGCUGAGUACCGCGAUCAAGGUUUGGUUCGACCGAAAGUCUUGAUCGUAGUGCCGUUCCGUCAUUCUGCCUUGAAGAUCGUGAACCAGCUGAAGGAACUGUUUGCUGGCGAUAACGCGAAAGCGGUCACCAACUAUAAGCGUUUCGCCGAGGAGUACGGCGGUGAGGAUACGCUGUUCUUUCCGCAGAUCAACCGGAAACCGGAAGAUUAUGAGCAAACGUUCGCUGGAAACAUUGACGAUAAUUUCCGGAUCGGAAUUGCUUUCAACCGAUCAUCGAUGAAGCUGUACACGCGGUACUAUGCCUCAGAUUUGAUAAUAGCGUCACCGCUUGGCCUGCGCGUGACCAUCGGUGCGGAAGGGGAAACCGAUCGGGAUUACGAUUUUCUUUCCAGCAUCGAGCUGCUGAUCAUCGAUCAAGCUGAGGUGUGCUAUGCACAGAACUGGGACCACCUGUUGCACCUGUUCGAACAUCUCCAUCUGCAGCCGAAAAGUGCGGAGAAUACGGAUUUCUCCCGGGUGCGUGAUUGGUGCCUUAACGGGUGGACAAAGUUCUAUCGCCAGACGGUGUUCCUGUCUUCGCUCGAGUUGCCCGAGUAUCGAUCGCUGUUUAACAAACAUUUUCAGAACUAUCGUGGCAAGAUACGCACCGUGAAUCGUGUGGCGCAUGGUAGCAUCCGGCACGUGGUUGUGCGAGUUCCGCAGAGCUUUCAGCGUAUCGAGGUGACGUCACUGGAAGGGCAAAGCAAUGCACGGUUUUCACACUUUGUGAGCGUGAUUCUACCGCAGGCCCGUAGCCUCUCGAUGGCCCGUUGCCUGAUCUAUGUGCCGAGUUAUUUCGAUUUCGUGCGUUUGAGGAACUACUUCAAGAAGGAGGAAAUCAGUUUUACCCAAAUCUGCGAGUACACGACGGAUGCCAAGAUUGCUCGGGCACGGGACAUGUUCUAUCAUGGCAGCAAACACUUUCUGCUCUACUCUGAGCGAUCACACUUUUUCCGGCGACAUCGUAUCAAGGGCAUACGGCAUCUAAUUAUGUACGCUCCACCGGUCUAUCCGCACUUCUAUCCCGAGAUGAUCAAUCUGAUGGCAAACGAGUUCCAGAACCUGAAGGAUGGUGUCGAUGCUGGCUCAAUGACGGUCACGGUACUGUUCACCAAGUACGAUUCACUCUACAUGUCCGCCAUCCUGGGGACCGAUCGUGCCCGUACCAUCCUGCAAGCGACGAAAUCCGUGCACCGUCUAACCACGGAUACGAAGUGAGUGUUUGGAUGAAUAAACUGUUGAUUGAAAAGUU